Molecule: messenger RNA, 5092 nt
Organism: Passer domesticus (house sparrow)
Lineage: Eukaryota; Metazoa; Chordata; Aves; Passeriformes; Passeridae
Product: TOG array regulator of axonemal microtubules protein 2-like
Exons: 28
Coding region: 1432-4404 (990 amino acids)
Biological process (GO): microtubule cytoskeleton organization
Cellular component (GO): cilium; cytoplasmic microtubule
Molecular function (GO): microtubule binding
Source: RefSeq, a predicted model, not a curated record
AGCGUUGUCAGCAGGAGGUUUUCCUGGUGCCCACAAGGCCUCAGCAUCCAGAGCAGCUCUUGGCGUGCUCCUUGCAGGAGGAUCACCUCGUCUGAGUUGUUCUCAGAUUACGGCCGGUGUCCUUUUGUUUCUCUAUUUUCUUGCACAGUCCUUGGACUGGUGCAAGUGUCCUGUUUUACCCCUUUUUACUUGCACAGUCUCAGGACUUGUGCAAGUGUCCUGUUUUUCCCCUUUUUACUUGCACAGUCUCAGGACUUGUGCAAGUGUCCUGUUUUACCCCUUUUUUACUUGCACAGUCUCAGGACUUGUGCAAGUGUCCUGUUUUUCUCCUUUUUACUUGCACAGUCUCAGGACUUGUGCAAGUGUCCUGUUUUACCGCUUUUUUACUUGCACAGUCUCAGGACUUGUGCAAGUGUCCUGUUUUUCUCCUUUUUACUUGCACAGUCUCAGGACUUGUGCAAGUGUCCUGUUUUACCCCUUGUUACUUGCACAGUCUCAGGACUUGUGCAAGUGUCCUGUUUUUCCCCUUUUUACUUGCACAGUCUCAGGACUUGUGCAAGUGUCCUGUUUUUCCCCUUUUUACUUGCACAGUCUCAGGACUUGUGCAAGUGUCCUGUUUUACCCCUUUUUUACUUGCACAGUCUCAGGACUUGUGCAAGUGUCCUGUUUUUCUCCUUUUUACUUGCACAGUCUCAGGACUUGUGCAAGUGUCCUGUUUUCCCCCUUUUUACUUGCACAGUCCCGGGACUUGUGCAAGUGGGGAUUUUUUCCAUUGUUGUUUCCUGGCCUACGGACUCGAGCAGCCCUGCUCAAAGGAUGGAGCGAGUCCGUAGAGCAGUCAGCAGCGCCUUUUCAUUGGCGGCUUCUCGGAAAGCUUUUCUUCGUUUGGCUGCUCGCCUCAGAGGUGGAAGGAGUCAAGCGCGCGCUUCGGUCCCACGAGGAGAGGAUCUUGCCAGUCAGGACUCCUGGGCCCAGGCAGGAAAGGCGGAGCGGCAGGAGAGCACGGACAGAGUGCACGGCGCCCAGGAGUUCAGGUGGAAGGAGUUGGCUGCAUUUGAGAGAAAGUGCCACUCCUCAUUAGAGAGGGCGUCUGAAGUGGCGGCAGCGACAGCGGAGGAAUGGCAGCCUCAGAGGGAUCUGCUGAAGGAAGCGGUUCCUCUGGCUGUGCCAAAGGUUUUCCGGCGGCAGCGGCCAGCCCACAGGGGCCUGGAGAAGCUGCUGCAGGAGUUCUCCCGCCAAGGGCACACCCUGUCCCAGGUGUGCAGAGAGAAGGCAGUGCUGGCACAGGAGAACGCUGCCCUGGAAGCCCGACUGGCAGCCACGGAGCGGGACCUGUGAGGCCUUUCAGAGCAGCUGGCAGAGGCCAGGUCAGAGAAGGAGAGCCUGCAAAGCAGCCUGCUGGAGGCUCAGCAGCACUUAUGGGAGCUGGAGAUGGCCAGGAGCCGUGUGGAAGCCCAAGUGCACAGGGCCAGGCAGGCCAAGGAGGCAAUACUGGAGGAUGUGAGGGGCCUUCGUCGUGAGCUGCUGGCUGUAAGAGCUCUCAGCCAGCAGCAAUGUGAAGACAUGGCUGAACAGCUCCGCUGGGCACAAGAGCAGUGCUGCAAGGCUCUGAGACUCUGGCACUCUGCCCAGGAAGAGGAAAAAACGAAUCUCAUGCAAGAACUGGAGAGACAACUGGAAGAGCAGCAUGUGGAGGCACGGAAGCAGCUGGAGGAACGGUCAAACUUCCUGGCAGAGACAUCCUUGCUGUAUUCCACGGGCGGGGAAAUGAAGAAGAGAUCAGUGGGAAAAUCUUUGAUUCCCCGUCUGCGCAAGGCAGGAAUUCCCCCUGUGGGCAGUGCUGCUGGGUCUGUGCACAGCUCUCCCCAGAUGGAAUUGCAGGAGUCCCAGGAGAUGAGGCCAAGACCCAGCAGCAGAAGCCAGGAGAAGACCCCGGAGCAUGCAGAUCUGACUGGCUACACUCCUGCCACGAAUCUUCCUGACACACGUCCCGCUUCACUCCUUCCCUUCAAGCCCUUGCCUCCCAUCCAAGAGAGCUCUUCCAUCAAGCUGAGCAAGAUGUAUGAUGGGGAGGAACAGAAAGGGAAAAGUAGCACUGACAACGAAGAUGUCAGAAGAAACAACGCGGAGCAGAGUUCAGAGGGAAAAGGACAUAAGACCUCCUUGCUGUGCUCCACUGGCAGGGAAAUGAAGAAGAGACAAUUGGGAAAAUCUUUAAUCCCCCGUCUGUGCAAGGCAGGAAUUCCCCCUGUGGGCAGUGCUGCUGGGUCUGUGCACAGCUCUCCAAAGAUGGAAUUGCAGGAGUCCCAAGAGAUGAGGGCAAGACCCAGCAGCAGAAGCCAAGAGAAGACCCCGGAGCAUGCAAGCCUCUCACUGAGUCAGGCCAAGGAGACAGAUCAUCCCAGCAGUCCUGGUCUUAGGAGUGACAAGGAGCGGAGGGACAGCUUUGGAAAGACCCACGCUGAAUUGUGCAGGUUGGCUAAAGAGAACUUAGAGCUGAAGAAAAUGGAGAUUUUGAUGGAAGAGAUGAAGAGGAGACAAAAUGAAAAAUCCUUGCAACUUCCUCCAGAGACAUUUGAGCCUGGGGAUGCAGCUGAAGCAAGCUUCAGCCUACCACCUAUCAAUGGCACAGUUUCCAGUGUACAGAGAAAAGACCCUGGUAGCGCCAUGAAGAAAACGGUCGUGAGAAAGCAGGACACGGUGCCCUUACAGCCCAGUACGCCCACCCUCCCUGGAGAUGGCAGCUUCCCACGCAGCUCCUCGGAGACCUCGCAGACAGCCACUGGUGCCCAGCGCCAAGAGGAGCCGCUCCGUGGGCACAGGCAGAAGGACAGAGCCUUUUCGGACCCACAGCAGGCCUUGCAGGAGGCACUGUCCUUGCUGGGCAGCGACGACUGGGAACAGAAGAAGAAGGGACUCUUGAACAUCACACUGCUGGCUGAGUCCCAUUCAGAAGUCCUGCUCUGUCGACUUCGUGAGAUUUGCUUGGCAGUUACCAGUGAGGUGACCAACCUCCGGUCCAACGUGUCCUGCUCUGCAAUUGUCACUCUGGGAGAGCUCUUUGCGAUCUUGGGGAAGGACAUGGACUCCGAGGUGGAUCAGAUUGCUGCAGUCCUUCUCCACAUGUUGCGGAACUCCCCAGAGUUUAUUCAGAAGGCAGCCUGUCAGAGCCUGGGGAUGAUGGUAGAGAACGUGACUCCUACACGAGCAAUGACUGCUCUCAUGGACAAUGGAGUCAAGAGCCGCUACGUCCCUGCGCGGAAGUGUACGGCCGAACUCCUCCUGUCCUUGAUGGAGAAAAUGGGAGUCACGAAGCUUGCAGGCACACCCAUGGCUGAGAGGCUGGCACAGGUGGCAGGGACACUUGCUCAGGACAGUCACAAGGACACGAGGCAUUAUGGACAGGAGAUGGUGAAGAUGUUGCUUAAUAAUCAAAAAUUUAAAAAGCUUUUGGAACAAUCUCUUUCAACGCAUGACCUGGAAGAUAUCCUGAAGAGAAUUAAGAAGAAAGAAUACUGCCCUGCUGUCAAGCCCUGUGGAGCUGGAAGAAGCUUGGGGAUGGAAAACAACAAGGCUGAACUCCCACCUGUGCAGGAGCCGGUGAAGAAGAGGAAUGAUGGCUCCCAGAAGCCCCAGGCCACAUCACCUCCUAGCAAACGGGCAAAGUCUGCCACUGGUGGACGCCGCCUACGCCGUGCAAGAGCCCAGGUCACAUUACCUGCAUCUGUGGAAGAAAGGGAGCUGCUCCAGAAGCUUUACCAUCUCCUGGAAGCCAAGGCGUUCCAGACACGGAUGGAAGGAGUGGCACUCCUCCUAGACCUGUCCAAAACCAGACCCCAGCUCAUCUCCACUAACAUUGUCCAAAUUUUUGAUUAUUUUGGCCUGAGAAUCUGUGACACACAUAAGAAAGUGAAGCAGAAGGCGCUGGAGGCGCUGGCAGAAAUCAUAGGACUGCUGCAGGAUGCCAUGAACCCGUUGAUGAUCCGUUUGGUUGAAGGCAUAACAAAGAACCUAAACUCAAAGGAUCCCGGGGUUCAUGCUGCAGCUAUGACGGCACUGGACCAAUCUGUUGUGCAUUUAGAUGAAGUAUCACUGAUGAAAGAGCUCUGCCACCAAUGGAGACGACUGAGUGGCCAAGCUCUGCUGGAUGUCACGGAGCGUAUCACAGUGCUUGUGGAAUGGGCUCAUGCCAGGAGCCCUGAAGCGGUCGAGCGCUACGCCCUGCCCGUGCUCUGGUCCUGCCUGGAGAACAAGGCGCUGCCUGUGCGAAGCGCCAACGUCUGCGCUGUGGUCACCAAGCUGGCCUGUGCCCUAUGUGAGGCACUGGGCAGCCAGAUCAUUAAGUUUGCUGACAGCACACCUCCACACGUGCAGGAAAACCUCAACAGCCUUCUGGGCUGGUAACGGUUUGAUGUUCUCCAGAAAGCGGACAAGUUUCUGAGCUGGACACCACGGGACGUGACUUUUCAGCUGUGCCAGAAAUGACAAAAUACUAAGGAAGGGUGUGGAUCUGCCCCCACUCUGUUAUCACCAUUGCCCUUCCUAGUCAUGACAUGGGGGGCCAGAAGCAACAGCAGACUGAUGACAAGGUGAAGAUGAAGUAUGGAUCAGCCUCAAGUGAACCCAGACUGAGGAAAAGGUGAAGACUAAGCAUGGAUCAGCCUGAAGCAACUGCAGACAGAGGACAAGAUGAAGACCAAGCAUGGAUCUGCCUCACACAGAGAUACGACUGGCUACAGUCUUUCCAAGAAGUUUUCUCUGGACAUUUCUGAUAUUCCCUUACCAAGAAAGUCCUUGCCUCCAGUCCAGAAAUGCUCUUUCUUCCAAGAUCAGGAAGAAGCUGCCAACUGUCCAAAGAAUGUUUCAAGAAUAGGAUUUAGGCUUUAGGAUUAUCAAGAAUAGGAUUCAUUAAGAAUAGGAUUCAUCAAGAAAAGUAUUCAUCAACAAUAGGAUUCAUCAAGAAUAGGAUUCAUCAACUAUAGGAUUCAUCAACAAUAGGAGUUAGGAUUUUGGAAUAGGUUUAGGCUUCAUAGUUGCAGAUGUAUCUAUGUUCUGAUAGUUUUGAAUAAAUGUGUUUGAUUGUAUAUUUAAA